ACUUAAAGCGGACGUUUGAUGAGAAGAUAAAGAGUUACUGGUCAACAAAAGUAUAAGCGACCGUUAACUGAUACCUGGUGAAGAUGAAGUUGCUGACUUGUGUCGGGUUCCUGGCUUGCGCAAUGCUGGUCUCUGCCGAUGAAGAGGAAAUGGCUCUGAAAUAUCUGAACCAGUACAACUACAUCUCCAACAGCCGCUCGGGGAAUCAGGAUGUUGAAACCGCAAUCAAGAACUUUCAGCGGUUUGCUGGUCUAGAGGUGACUGGAGAGUUGGACGACGCCACUAUCGCACAGAUGAAGAUGCCUCGAUGCGGAGAUGCUGACGUGGACGAUAAUGGAGACCGAGUACGAAGGUACAAGCUUGGUAGCAAGUGGAAUAAGAAUGCUCUGAAGUACCAUCUGUCUUAUGGCAAGGAUCUUCCCAACUCUGUACAGGACCGUGUGUUCGAAAAGGCUCUUAAAUUCUGGUCUGAUGGGUCCGCACUAAGCUUCUCUCGAGUGAGCGAUGUGAGCAAGGCAGAUCUUAAGAUAAGCUUUGGAUCUAGGUCACACAAUGGGCCCGGUGAGUCCAGGUGCGGCUCUCCGUUUGACGGGCCCGGUAGAGUACUCGCGCAUGCGUACUUCCCCUCUAAUGGAAGAUGUCACUUUGACGAGGACGAGAGGUACACUGAUGGGGCCUCCUCGGGCAUCAACCUCUUGUGGGUAGCCACUCACGAGUUUGGCCACGCCCUCGGUUUACACCACAGCGACGUGAGAAAUGCUGUCAUGUACCCAUACUAUACCGGGUAUAAGCCAGGCUUUGGGCUACAGGAAGACGACAUUAAAGGCAUUCAGGCGCACUACGGUAAGAACGGUAGCGGCGGUUCAUGCGAAGAUGACUCUCAGUGGGCCAAUCACUGCAAAAAUUAUUGGACAAAAUACUGUAGUUAUAACAAAUUCGUACAGGAGAACUGCAAAAAGACAUGCAACAAGUGCUAGGAUAGUAAAGGUGAGGAAGGGCAUCU
Molecule: messenger RNA, 1003 nt
Organism: Nematostella vectensis (starlet sea anemone)
Lineage: Eukaryota; Metazoa; Cnidaria; Anthozoa; Actiniaria; Edwardsiidae
Product: matrilysin
Exons: 5
Coding region: 84-977 (297 amino acids)
Biological process (GO): proteolysis; collagen catabolic process; extracellular matrix organization
Cellular component (GO): extracellular matrix
Molecular function (GO): metalloendopeptidase activity; zinc ion binding
Source: RefSeq, a predicted model, not a curated record